This is a messenger RNA of Rotaria sp. Silwood1, 345 nucleotides long. NCBI's taxonomy places the organism in Eukaryota, Metazoa, Rotifera, Eurotatoria, Philodinida, Philodinidae. The record is from the annotation of a GenBank genome assembly.
AUGAGCGAUGGUGAUGGUGAUCAAGAAAAUUCAAAGACAUUGGAAAUUACUUUAAUUCCAACAAAACUAGCAUUAGAUAUCGCAAAAGAGAAAACACAACAACAACAAAAUCAAUUACUUAUUAUUGAAAAAGAAAAAGAAUUACUUGUUGAACAAAACAGCAAACGAAUGAAAUUACCACAUGGACCACCAUCUUCAUCAUCAUUUAGUGAAGAACAGAGUAGAGCAAUAAAUGAACAUGGUUUUUUCAAUCGGUAUGCAAAAUAUAUUAAGUCGUUCGAAAUUAAUUCUUUAUUACAUGAUAAUAAUCACUUUAAUGAUAAUGAUGAUCUUGAUGAUCAGUAA